Messenger RNA from Xenia sp. Carnegie-2017, 1921 nucleotides. RefSeq names its product rab GDP dissociation inhibitor beta-like. Bases 129 to 1466 code for a protein of 445 amino acids. Gene Ontology annotation, molecular function: Rab GDP-dissociation inhibitor activity. The record is from RefSeq and is a predicted model, not a curated record. The transcript has 10 exons. Lineage: Eukaryota; Metazoa; Cnidaria; Anthozoa; Malacalcyonacea; Xeniidae. Gene Ontology annotation, biological process: protein transport; small GTPase-mediated signal transduction; vesicle-mediated transport. Gene Ontology annotation, cellular component: cytoplasm.
CUUUCUCCCAACGACGUCGUUCAGCUUCACCGCUUCAGUCACAGGCAGGGUGUGAUUCGGACGACCAGUUCACAUUCACGGCAAUUUUCAACAAGGUUUAUUUGAAAUAUCCGCUUGUUCUAUUCGCCAUGGACGAAGAAUAUGACUAUGUUGUUCUGGGAACUGGCUUGAAGGAAUGCAUUCUCAGUGGACUACUGUCGGUCAACAAGAAGAAAGUCCUUCACAUGGAUCGCAACAAGUACUAUGGUGGACUUAGUGCUUCUCUGACACCUUUGGAAACAUUGUACGAGCAUUUUAGUCGAGCUGACAAACCCAAUGAGAAACUGGGUCGAGGAAGGGACUGGAAUGUGGACUUGAUUCCUAAAUUUUUGAUGGCUGAUGGUGAACUUGUGAAAAUUUUAAUUCUCAGUGGCGUUACUCGUUACCUGGAAUUCAAGCAGAUCGAUGGUAGUUUUGUCUACAAGAGUGGUGGGAAAAUUUACAAAGUACCUGCUAACGAGAAAGAAGCUCUGGCAUCUUCGCUGAUGGGCAUAUUUGAGAAAAGACGAUUUAAAAAUUUCCUUAGUUUUGUCUCCAGUUUUGAUGUGCAUGAUCCUAAAACAUGGCAAGGUGUCGAUCCUGAAAAGACUACAAUGGCCGAGGUUUAUAAGAAGUUUGGAUUGGACAUGAACACAGAGGAUUUCACUGGCCAUGCCCUAGCUUUGUAUAGAGACGACAGUUAUAAAUCUCAGCCCUGUAAAGAAGCACUUUUGAAGAUUAGUCUUUACAGCAACUCUUUGGCACGUUACGGCAAAUCGCCGUAUCUCUAUCCUUUGUACGGCCUCGGAGAACUCCCACAAGGUUUUGCGCGUCUCAGUGCCAUAUACGGUGGUACGUAUAUGCUGGAUAAGCCAAUCGAGGGCUACACUUACGACGAGACUGGAACCAUUAACGGCGUGACGUCUCAAGGAGAGACUGUCAAGACAAAAUGCGUGAUUGCUGAUCCGACUUAUUUUCCUGAUAAGGUCAAGAAAUUUGGACAGGUUGCGCGAUGCAUUUGCAUUCUAAAUCAUCCCAUAAGAGAUACAGCUAAUUCUGCAUCGUGUCAAAUCAUUAUUCCACAAAAUCAAGUUGGUCGCAAAUCAGACAUCUACGUAUGCUGUGUGUCAAGCUCGCAUCACGUGUGCCCGGAUAAGUACUACGUCGCUAUGGUGAGCACGACGGUCGAGACGAACAAUCCCGAAGCUGAACUCAAACCUGGUCUGGAUGUAUUAGCUCCUAUUGAGGAAAAGUUUUUUUCCAUUGAUGAUGUGUUUGAGCCGACUGAUGAUGGGUCUAAGAGUAAGGUAUUUUUGACAACGUCAUAUGAUGCCACGACACAUUUUGAAACGACCUGCGAAGACAUCAAGCACUUGUACAAGCGUUGUACCGGUGAAGAUAUAGAUUUCUCUCAAGUGCAGAAGGAUUUGGAAACCGUUGAACAAUAGAACAUUCUCGUCUUUCAUUUCCAAGAACUUGCUUAUUGACUGGUCCCGCGUAAUUGGAAAAUGACGUCACGUUAAAAUCACGUUGCUCCGAUGCUUUUCAGGAAAUUAAUUUUACGAUGAUAAAGCGUCGUUAGUUGUUUAUAAUUUGAAACUUUACCACCAAAAAAAUUACUUCAAAUUGGUGCAUGUGAUAUGUUUUGGAAUACCUGUUAUCCCAAACAUUGAACGUGGUUUGAAAGGAGCAUAAUUAGUGAUUUUGACGUAAACGGACGGACUUGUCUGAUUAAGAUUCCAGUCAAUUUUGCUUUAGUAUUAUUACAUGAUAUUUUGCUUUGGUCUUCAAUGAUCAAUUUAAUACCAUGAGUGUCAAAUUCUCAAGUAGAAAGUUGAAUUUAGUAGACUGUAGAAACUUUAAAACUAAGAAAUUAUUAGAGCUACUGAAAUCUUGCCCGUAA